GCUCACAUGGGAAGAUUGCGGUUAAUGUAUAACAUUGGCUAUGGUAUAUCAUUAGCAUCUUUAUUACUAGCAGUUGGUAUAAUGGUACGUUUUAAAAGACUACAUUGUUCCAGAAAUACCAUCCAUAUCAACUUAUUUGCGUCGUUUAUCCUUCGUGCGUCCAUAUCAUUUAUGAAAGAAAACCUGCUGGUACAAAGUGUGGGAUUCUCCUUUGAUCACUGGCAAUGUAAGCUGUUCUUCACUCUGUUUAACUAUAUAUUAGGAGCGAAUUAUAUGUGGAUAUUUGUAGAAGCCUUAUAUUUACACAUCCUCAUCACGGUGUCUGUCUUCUCAGACAAAUCUGGUAUCAUAUGGUAUAUACUGUUUGGCUGGUUGGCGCCGGUAUGUUUUGUAUUACCUUGGGUGAUUGUUAGAGCGACUGUAGAAGAUGAAUUAUGUUGGAACACUCAUCCUACACCAGAAUAUUUCUGGAUAACCAAAGCUCCCAUCGUCGCCUCUAUUGUGAUAAAUUUUAUAAUAUUUUUGAAUCUAAUUCGUGUUUUAUUCACUAAAUUGAACGCCGUCAAUUCGCCCGAAGCUAAAAAAUUCAGGUAUCAAAAAUUGGCUAAAUCAACGUUAGUUUUGAUCCCGUUAUUUGGAGUCCAUUACAUUGUGUUUCUCGGUUUACCAGGCGGUUUAGAUGAAAGACUAGAAUUAGCUAAACUUUACUUUGAAAUGUUCUUCAACUCAGUUCAAGGAUUUUUCGUGGCUCUGUUGUUUUGUUUCCUUAACAGUGAGGUUCAAAAUGAAGUUAAGAAAAACUGGCAUAGAUUUAAACUA
This is a messenger RNA of Lottia gigantea (owl limpet), 819 nucleotides long. RefSeq lists its product as hypothetical. Gene Ontology annotation, cellular component: plasma membrane. The record is from RefSeq and is a predicted model, not a curated record. Gene Ontology annotation, biological process: adenylate cyclase-modulating G protein-coupled receptor signaling pathway; cell surface receptor signaling pathway. The annotation marks the transcript as partial. NCBI's taxonomy places the organism in Eukaryota, Metazoa, Mollusca, Gastropoda, Lottiidae. Gene Ontology annotation, molecular function: G protein-coupled peptide receptor activity; peptide hormone binding. The transcript has 9 exons.